AUGACCCUCUUCAUCAACCGUAGCAAGGACACUAUUGGUGACACCGAGGUAAAGGGAUAUUGGGAUCCAAGCCCCGGCAUCAUGUUUCGACCACUACGGAGCAUGGACCGUCGGGAUCUGCACCUGCAGGACUGGGACGGGAAUGACGACUGCGAUAUCAUCUAUGUCAACCCUGAGACCAAUGCCGUGGAAGUUUUCCCUAACCAAUGUCCACAGACUGGCGGUUGGGGAUGGACUCAUUUGACAAACCCAGCUCCAGGUCGGACUUGUGGGUAUAAGAGGGGCCUCGGUGUCUUCGAUUUGGCUGUUCGCUCUGCCGAUUUGACUGGGAGCAAUCGCGCCAACUACUUGUGCAUCGCACCCGAUGGCACCGUUAGUGGCCACCUUCAACAAGACAGUGGCGCCUUUGUCGAUGUCGGCCAGAUCAAGUUUGCGAUCGGAAAGGAUCGUGCCAACCUCCGCUGUGCGGAGGUUGACGGUGACAGAAAUGACGAUAUGCUUUGGAUUGAGAAGUUUUCAGGUGACACAUGGGUCUGGUGA
Colletotrichum chrysophilum is the source of this 540-nucleotide messenger RNA. RefSeq lists its product as uncharacterized. The transcript is spliced from 2 exons. NCBI's taxonomy places the organism in Eukaryota, Fungi, Ascomycota, Sordariomycetes, Glomerellales, Glomerellaceae. The coding region runs from base 1 to 540 and encodes 179 amino acids. The record is from RefSeq and is a predicted model, not a curated record.